Messenger RNA from Photinus pyralis (common eastern firefly), 6735 nucleotides. It is a transcript of the gene drosha, whose product is annotated as ribonuclease 3. Gene Ontology annotation, molecular function: double-stranded RNA binding; ribonuclease III activity. Gene Ontology annotation, biological process: primary miRNA processing; pre-miRNA processing; regulation of gene expression. NCBI's taxonomy places the organism in Eukaryota, Metazoa, Arthropoda, Insecta, Coleoptera, Lampyridae. Gene Ontology annotation, cellular component: nucleus. The record is from RefSeq and is a predicted model, not a curated record. Bases 206 to 4429 code for a protein of 1407 amino acids. The transcript has 13 exons.
AGUGGGGCAAUGGGCACAGUGACAGAUGUUUCGUGUCACUAACCUAGGCGGCGGUUGGUUGGUGUUAUGAGGAAUUGUUUUAUUUCCACGAUGAUUUUCUUGGAUAUCAAGAUGAGUAAAUUACAGUAUUCUUCGGAAAGUAUGAAGUAAUAUUUUUACUAGAAAAUAUUUAAUUAUUAUGCACGUGUGAUUUUAAUGCUUUAUAAUGGGAGAUUGGACAUACAAUUCACAACCCCCUUACCCACACUCACAGGGUUGGCAUAAUUACCCACCGCCUGAACAUGCUCAUCCUGUUCCUCCCCCUCUUUCUGCUCCACCUCCCCCUGAUUAUUCACAAGCAGUCCCUUCUUAUGGAAAUAACUACUAUAAUAAUUACAACUAUAAUUAUAAUCCCAAUUAUCCCCCCCCUAAUUACCAAUACCCUAAUUCUUAUAAUUACCCCGGUUAUGGUUAUCCACCCUACAACCAAUAUGCUCCUCCGUCGUAUCCACCUCCCUACUAUCCUCCUCAAACUCCCCCGUAUUAUAACUGUCCUAAGCGAGAAGAUAGUAGUAACGGCGGCUAUAGAGAAGGUGGGACAUCGUACGAUUACUCAAAGGAAUUGGAAUCCUAUAAAAGUUUACAAAGUAAUAACGGCAAAACUUAUGAAAAAGACCACCAUAGCUCUGAACAGAAAAAGCACGAUUAUGGGGACUAUGACCGCAGAAAAUUUAGAGCACGUAGCAGACCUAGGUAUCGUCGAUCCCGUUCCCCAGUACGUAGAAGUUACAAGCCAAGUACCCGACCCUCCUAUACAAAUAACACCAAUCAAUCACCGAAAGAAAUCACGGAACGUGAUUUAAUUUUAACGAAGUGGAGGAAGAAUUAUUGCUCUACGGGCGAGGAGGUAUGCGAUAAGAUUAGGGAAUUAUCAAAAAUUGGUGUAGACGAAAUAAUGGAGGCGGAAAUGAAUAUUUGGACUCGGACAACUCCGGCAGAUUUGUAUUACGAAAAGGAUCCAAAUAAUUCUAAGAAUACGAUUGCAACUGAAAGGUUACUGAAGGUUUGCGAAUCGUUUAAAGAAAAUUUAAUGUUGAGAGCUAAGAAAAUUAAUGAGAUUAAGCCAAAGUAUGAACCUCCACCAAGGAAAAAUAGGGCUCGUCUUUGUAAACACAAAUUGGAAGAGGCUAGUAGUUCAGACAGUUCAGAGGAGGAACUGACUGAUGAAGAGGAUUGUAGUAUGGAGGAAUUAACUCGUAAGCAACAGCAUCCAGACAGAUUACAUCCAGAAAUGUGGUAUAAUGAUCCAGGUGAAAUGAACGAUGGCCCACUGUGCAGAUGUUCGAAGAGGUCUAGCAAGUGUGGAAUCAGGCAUGGUAUCUACGCAGGAGAAAGAUUUCUUAAAACUUGCCAUAAAUUAUCCAAUAACUCCGAUAAAUUGUAUCAUUAUCGAAUCACCAUAUCGCCACCAACAAACUUCCUCAUAAAAACUCCCACAAUCAUUCCAUAUGACGAGCACGAGUUUAUAUUCGAAGGAUUUUCAAUGUUCUCGCAUAUUCCAUUAAUAAAGCUGCCCACGUGUAAAGUUAUUAGGUUCAAUAUUGAGUAUUCCAUUCUUUAUAUCGAAGAAAAGAUCCCGGAAAAUUUUGUCAUAUUAGAACUGGAUUUAUUCUACGACUAUUUGUUUAAAGAAAUUUUAGAAUUGGUUGAUUUAGAUUUUAAAGCGGCAGGAGAUGAGCAAGGCUGUUCCCAAUUUCAUUUUAUGCCAAGAUUUGUUAGAAAGUUGCCAGAUAAUGGAAAAGAAAUUUUAUCUAUGAAAGAAGUGUUACAGUACUUCCUGGAUAACGCGAUUCCUUUAAUUGAUGAGAAUCAUUUAGAAGAUAUGGUUAACAUGAGUCAGUACGAAUGGCAAGCGUAUGCGGAUGAAAUUAAGGGAAUGGUUGUGACUUACCCAGGCAAAAAGCCAUGUUCUGUAAGAGUAGAUCAGCUAGAUCGGAACAGUGACCUUCAAACUCCGGGCAAUUAUAAAUUUCCCGAAAUAGUCCAUUUUGGAAUACGUCCGCCACAAUUAAGUUACGCUGGGAAUCCCGAUUACCAAAAGGCAUGGAGAGAUUAUGUGAAAUUUAGACAUCUUUUGGCCAACAUGUCGAAGCCAACAUUUGAAGAUAAGCGCAAGUUAGAAGCUAAAGAAAACAAAUUGCAAGAGAUGAGAACACAAUCGAAAAUGAAGCGAGAUGUUACGGUUGCAGUUUCAUCUAAAGGGUUUUAUCGUACUGGCAUUAUGUGUGAUAUUGUUCAGCAUGCUAUGUUGAUUCCGGUUUUGGUGUGCCAUUUAAGGUUUCAUAACUCAUUAAACGUUCUAGAGGAAACCAUAGAGUACAAAUUUCAAAAUAGAGCCAUUCUCCAAUUGGCUCUUACUCAUCCGUCGUAUAGGGAAAACUUUGGUACCAAUCCAGAUCAUGCGCGUAACAGUUUAACCAAUUGUGGAAUAAGACAACCGGAAUAUGGAGACAGACGUAUACACUACAUGAAUACCAGGAAAAGAGGGAUUAAUACUCUUAUAAAUAUUAUGUCUCGGUUUGGCAAGAAACAAGAAACUGAAUCUAAUAUCACUCAUAAUGAAAGGUUAGAAUUUCUGGGCGAUGCCGUUGUAGAGUUCCUAUCUUCAAUACACUUGUUUUAUUCCUUUCCUGAUCUGGAGGAGGGUGGUUUGGCGACGUACAGAGCCGCAAUUGUUCAAAAUCAACAUCUGGCAGUACUGGCACGUGCUUUAAACUUGGAUCAAUACAUGCUGUAUGCUCACGGCUCAGACCUAUGUCACGAUUUGGAACUGAGACACGCUAUGGCCAAUUGUUUUGAAGCUCUGAUGGGUGCACUAUUUUUAGAUGGUGGUAUUGAGGUAGCCGAUAAGGUAUUUAGCAAUACUCUUUUCAAAUCUGAUCCAGAUUUAUUUGACGUUUGGAUGAAGUUGCCACGGCAUCCCUUACAGGAGCAGGAACCAAGGGGAGAUCGGGAAUGGAUCUCAAAAUUUCAACUUCUUAGGAAACUAACAAAGUUUGAAGAUUCUAUUGGAGUGGAAUUUAAUCAUAUACGCUUAUUGGCAAGGGCGUUUACGGAUCGAAGCGUCGGCUAUACAAAUUUGACACUCGGUUCGAAUCAACGUUUAGAAUUUCUCGGGGACACCGUUUUACAACUUAUAGCUUCCGAUUAUUUAUAUAAGUACUUUCCUGAGCAUCACGAGGGUCAUUUGUCACUUCUGAGAAGUUCUUUGGUGAACAAUCGCACCCAAGCAGUUGUCUGCGACGAUCUGGGUAUGUCCGCCUACGCCGUCUACAAUAACCCCAAAGCUGAACUCAAAACAAAAGACAGAGCCGAUUUACUUGAAGCAUUUAUUGGAGCACUUUAUGUCGAUCAAGGUAUGGAACAUUGCGAGGUAUUCUGUCAGGUUACCCUGUUUCCACGAUUGCAAGACUUUAUCAUGAAUCAAGAUUGGAACGAUCCCAAAUCUAAAUUGCAACAGUGUUGUCUUACCCUUCGAACUAUGGAUGGUGGGGAACCUGAUAUUCCCGUGUAUAAAGUUAUCGAAUGUAAGGGUCCGACAAAUACGCGCGUAUAUACAGUUGCGGUUUAUUUUCGAAACAAACGCCUCGCAAGCGCUAUGGGUCACAGUAUUCAACAGGCAGAAAUGAAUGCUGCCAAAAAAGCGUUAGAAAUUUCACAUGAUUUAUUCCCACAAUUAGACCACCAGAAGCGGGUGAUAGCAAAAAGUAUGAAAAAGCAAAAGAAACAUCCAAGAUACGCCAGACGUCGGCUGACUGAGCGGUCUAGGUCAAGAAGUCGAUCUAGACACAGAAGGAGAUCGCGGUCGAGGCACAGAUCAAGAUCUACAUCUCCAAAGAGAGCAAUAUCAAGAAAUGGUAAACGAUCUAGGUCAGCAAGUCGAUCUAGACUACCCGUCAGGUCGCCAUUGAUAAGCAACAAGAGAGUUCGAUCAAGGUCUCAGUCAUCAACUAAAACAAAUCUUAGACCUAAAACUAAAAGUCGAUCUAAGUCCCAAAAUAAAUCUUUGUCAAGAUCUAAGAGUAGAUCACUAUCAAGGUUUAAAAGUAGAUCACUGUCAAGAUCUAAAAGUAGAUCACCCUUAAGCUCUAAAAGUAGAUCGCUGUCGAAGUCUAAAAGUAAAUCACCCUCUGGGUUUAGAAGUAGAUCACCGUCGAGGUCUAAAAGUAGAUCACUUUCAAGAUCUAAAAGCAGAUCACUAUCAAGGUCUAAAAGCACAUCAUCAUCAAGAUCAAAAAGUAGCUAUCAAUCAAAACUUAAAAAUGGAAUUCGAUCCAGUAGAUCUCGAUCUAAUAGUUCUAAACCUAAAUCGCGGAGUCUAUCAUGUUCUAGUACCGAUUCUCGUUAUACUACAAAGGCUGUUGGUAGUGAAUUAGCAAAUCAUAUUUGAAAUAACUUGACGUCAAUGUUUUUCAUUUACUAGUUAAGUAGAUUAUAUGGCACUUUCAAUUUCUGUGUUGUGGCAUGUAUUAUCCUUGCCAUGCCACUAAUGAUUCACUCAGCAUUAUUAUUGUGAUUUUAAUUGGGAUAUUAACAACUUUUGUGGACAAAGAAAGUAUGUAGUUAUAAUAAUUUUAUUUUAAUUUUAACAGUGUAUAACAAGGAGUUAAUUUAAGUUGUUCUGUGUUCAGACAUUUCACCUCUUUGUUAGGUUUUUCAAAAUAAUUACAUACAUUCAUUAUAGAAAAAACAUAUUUUUGCAAUUUUGGCAAUUGCUAAUGUGGGUUUAUCUCUUUAAGCUACACAUUUAUAUUGAUAGUUUGUGCUCUAUUUUAUAUAAUUUAGUUUUUAGCUAGAAAUGUCUUAGGCGACUUGAUCCUCACAUUUAUUGUUUGGGAGAAAACCGAUUUGGCAUAUUGCGUAAUUAUUGAUCUUGAUGCCUUUAUACGUUUUAUCAAGUCUUUUGACUAUUGUUGCUAUUUGGGAAAUGAACGAAAAACAUAUUUUCUAGAUGGUAAUGAUUAUAAUUGUAAUUGAUGAUUUUCAUGCCUCUACAGUUAAUGUGACUUUUACUGUUUUGGUUCUGCGAUUGAUCGACGAAGAUCGAUGUAGAUGCUUUCACCUCUAAUAUUUGUACUAAUCCUUCGAUUUUGCAGAUUUGUAUAAUGUGUCCUAAUCUUUGGAUAAAGAAUGAACCAUAAUGAUGGAUGAGUACAAGCAUCAGCAACUUUUUUUUGUUAUAUUUUAUUUGCGUUUUUUACUUGCUCUUCAUUUUAUUCACUGUGAUCUUCUAAAAUUUAAUUGAAAGUUCCUUCUUAGCAUUGAUGACAUUUCAUUGAAUUCAUAUUCAGAUGGCAGUACACGGACAUAGGAUAACAGCGUUGCCAGUCCUACUGUCAUUGUAAACUAAUUGCUUGCAUUUACAAUUUAACACUUCACCGUUUUUCAAUUUUACUACACGUGUGGCCAUUUUGCCAUUGAUAUGACACAAACGGUUGCGAUCAACUGAUUGACUUAUAUAGAGCGCAUUGUGAUAUCGUGAUAUGAGUACAUUAUUGAAUUCAAAAAUGAACAUUUUAUUAUUUUUUAUUAAACUUUGUUUGAUAGUUCUUGUUAUACAAAUUUCCACAUGACACAUCUGAUGCACCAAUUUACACUAGAAUAAAAGAGUUUUCAGACUAAAACACUGGAAGGUUUUGUUUUCUGAAUCUCCUUUAUUUUGCCAUAUGCCAUUUAAUAACUUUGUAAGAUAAUGUUGGCAAGAGCCCUUGUUGUUAUGCGCGAAAUAUCUCCAAAAACUAGCAUAUAAUAUUCCAAUGCAACUGAAACUGUAAGUACCUACAAUAUUUUACUUUCAAUUAUACACUGGAAAACAUUUUUAGCUGUGAUAGGUAUGGGAUUCCUCUCGUUGAUUUUGACAAUUUAGCAGCUUGAUUCUCUUCACUGAUUUUUAAUUUUUGUCAGCGUUUUAAUUAAGAAUAGAUUUAAUCAACCAAUCAGGUUGUACGUGUAAUAAUUAAGCAUAUUAUUUACCUCUGUGUUUCAAUUAACCGCAAUGGAAAGAUACCUACUAGUAUAAUUUUGAGAUUGGAACUGUUUUAUUUUUUAAUUGCUCAGCUAUCGGCUGACGGACGUGCCAUCUUCCAAGCCAGAAGUCCAUCGUUAUAGAAAAUAGUCUGUAUUGUUGGAUUUCUACUAUUUACUGCUCUAUACCACUGCUAGUCUAGUUUUAAGUUACUUAUUAUUGUAUAGAAUCUGUUACCAAAGUUGCAAAAAUAUUUACUGAUACGUUUUUAUGCCAUCUUCUCUUGUUACGAAUGUUUCUAAUUCUGUUAGUAUCUAUACCUUAUGCACCUUUCUAUAAUUGAGUUCAAACUAAGUUGAGUAUGAAUCCUAUGCAAGUAAUUGGAUUACACAAAGUGAAAAUGUUGUUAUUUAUUAGUUUUAAGUACUUUGUCAUAAUAGUGUUAUAAUAAUAGUUAAGAGGCUUAUAUGUAAUGGGUCAUACUCAAGUCAAUUUAGUUCCAAGUUGUUACUAGUAGCUAUAAUGUUAAUUGUAUUUUAAAGCACAAUAAUUAAUUUACGUAGAUGAUGUACUUGGAUAUUCUAGACCGUUUGUAGAUGGUUUAAAUAACUUAGGAAUAUUCAGACGAUAAUUGUAAACAUUUUUUAACUUUUUGUGUGAGCAACAAUGCAAAUUCUAAUGUUACUAUGUAAGGCAGCUUUAAUAAAGGUUUAACUACCCUGUUUUAAGUA